GAGAAAUUCGUUUUUUUCCCCAACUUCCAUCAUCGUAAGGCCUCACUCUACAGCUCUUCUGCAAAAGACUAAUCGAUAAAGAAGGGAAAUUAAAAGGUAUUUACAGUUGAAUUACGUUACAGCUGUUGUUUCUAGUUGAAUGACAGGAAGUUAACUUUCUAUUAACUUCCUGUUAAUACUCUCCCUGCCCUGAGUCAAGUGCGCGGCAGAGAAAGAAACAGCAGCAGAAGAAAAAACAUGUAGAAAACAGGUGAACUACUAACUACUAUUGCUUCAGAUGGGAUUAUUACUCCUAAAGAUGCACAACAACUUUGUGUUGAAAUCUUCAUGACUGGGGGCGCUUUGAAAACGUGAACCACAGGAGCCCCUAUUCCUCGGUGCUGUAAAGAUGUUGAAAGCUUCGACUCAAGCUCAGAAGCAUCUGAGUGAGGAGGACAGCUCUGGAUCGGAUGCUGGGUCAGAGGUCAGUCUGGAACCAGAGACGGACCGGUUUGGCUUCAUUCUGACCAAUGGAUCCACAGCUGGGACUAUCGGGCCAUCCCCUGAGCUCGUCAGGCAGCGGGAGGCCAAAUGGAUCAACAUCAUGAGCCAAUGGGACCGCAUCUUGAUAAAGAAGAGCAACAAGGUCAAGCUGCAGUGCCAGAAAGGAAUCCCUGCCUCGCUACGAGCGAAGUGUUGGCCCCUGCUAUGUGGAGCAACAGACAGAAUGAGACAAAAUAAAGGCCUGUAUGAGUCUCUAGACUCACAGCCAGGUCUGCAAAGCUGGGUGGAUAUAAUUGAGAGGGAUCUAGAUCGACAGUUCCCCUUCCAUGAGAUGUUCCUCUCCAAAGAUGGACACGGGCAGCGGGGCUUGUUCCGGGUGCUGAAAGCAUACACCCAGUUCCAGCCAGACGAAGGUUACUGCCAGGCUCAGGGGCCGGUUGCUGCGGUGCUGCUGAUGAACAUGCCUGCUGAGGAGGCCUUCUGGUGUUUGGUUCAGAUCAGUGAGCAGUACCUGCCUGGAUACUAUAGCCCUCUGCUGGAGGGAGUGCUGUUUGAUGCAUCCAUUCUUUCCUGGGUCCUGAAGAAGACGUGCCCAGCUGCACACAAACAUCUCCAGCAGCACGGGGUGGAGCCCCUCAUGUUUGCCACUGACUGGUUGAUGUGUCUGUUCACACGUCACCUGCCAUUUAACACACUUCUCCGAGUAUGGGACCUCUUCUUCUGCUAUGGUGUGAGGGUGCUGCUCCAGGUGGCGGUGGUGUUGGUGCGUCGUGUCCUGGGUCGGGCUGAGCAGAGGAAGCAGUGCCCAGGCCAGAUGGAGACGCUGGAAAGGCUAAGGGGUGUCAGGGAACACGUUCAGGAGGAGGAGGAGUCAUUCAUAGCAGAGGUUUGUUCAGUGCCGCUCUCAGGUAAAGACCUGGAGAGGCGGACGGAGAAGGAGUUGGAUAGGUGGAGGAAAGACAAACCCUCAUCUACAUUCGACCCUCGGGGUCGCUGCUACGGAUAUCGGAUGGCGUGGGCAAGAGCUCGACAGCGAGAGGAAGAACGGGAGAAGAAGGAAAGACAAACGGGGAAUCUGUCCAUCCCUCUUGCCCGCUCCGCCUCUACUCUUUCUCUGUCUCCUUCCCUUCUUCACAAGAGGUUUAGGAAAGGAGGGAAAGUCAAUGCUAGUGAAUGGGAGAGCGGCAAAAAAGUGGUGAGGCAUCUUUCAAUGGGAGCAAAAGAGGACUGGAAGAGCUGGAGUGAUUUAGAAUUCAAGAAGGUUCAAGGUGUCCAAGAAGAGGAUUUAGCGUCAGACGGACAGAAAACAGAGAACGAGGCGAAGCUGACAGAAGAUCAACAGGAAGAAAACAAAAACUCACCAACAGAGCAGAGAGAAGAAACGAUGAAAGAAGAGAAAAAGGCUGAGCCUUUGGAAGAAAAGCAGAACAGCAAAGAAAAAGGAGAAAUCACAAUCAUUUUAGAAAAUACAGAGGACUGUCAAUCUGUGGAAAACAAAUCCCAAACUGCUGAAGAAUCUUCUCAGUGUGAGGAGAUGGUUGAUCCAAACCAAACACAACCUCUGGAGGAGGACGAUGAGCAGAGCCAUGAGGAGGAAACUGGAGAUAGAGAAAUGAAUCAGAAGGUAGGGAAUGAGGAAAAGCUGCAAAAUACAGAACUAUCAUCUGUUCUGGAAGAACCAGAGAACAAAAAUAAUGAUGAUAGUGGAGAUCCAGAAAUUAUCAAUGAGACAGAGAACCCAGGAAAGCUGCAAAAUACACAACAGUCACAUGUUCUAGAAGAACCAGGGACCAGCAGACAUGAAGAGGAGAGCGCAGACUUAGAAAUAAAUCAGAUAGAAAACCCAGAGAAGCUGGAACAUAAAGAGAAAUCAGCUGUUCUGGAAGAACCGGGAAACAGCAGACAUGAAGAGGAGAGUGCAGACUUAGAAAUAGAUCUGAUAGAGAAGCCAGAAAAGCUGGAAAAUAUAGAGAAAUCAGCUGUUCUGGAAGAACCAGGAAACAGCACACAUGAAGAGGAGAGUGCAGACUUACAAAUAAAUCUGAUAGAGAACCCAGGAAAGCUGGAAAAUACAGAGAGAUCAGCUGUUCUGGAAGAACCAGGAAACAAAAACAAUGAGUAUAAUGGAGAUCCAGGAAUUAGUAAUGCAACAGAGAACCAAGGAAUGCUGCAGAAUAGAGAACAAUCACAUGUUCUGGAAGAACCAAGCAAUGAGCAGGAGAAGGAGACGACAGAGAUGCACGAGGAAGAGGAGAACCCUACAGCUAAUAAUAGAAAUAAGGAGGAGUUGGAGGAACAUCCCACUGAGACUCAGAGUGAAAACAUAGACACAAAAACAGAGACUCAGCUUCAGAUUCUCACAGAGUCAUGGGAGGAGCCGGCCACACAAGCUGACAUGAAACCAGAGGCGGCUACAGAAACUGAAAAUUCCCAACUGCCGCAGCGAGACGCAGUCACAGAGAGAAGUGAGACAAACCUGGACUCGGAAUCGCACCAAGACCUGGAUCCUAAAACUGACACACAACAACAACAAGAAGAAGGAACGAUCACAGAGCACAGCUCUGAAUCACUGGUAGAAACAGAAAAAGUAGAGGCACACACCCACUUAGAGACACAAACUGAUGUCCUGGCAGAGAAUGCAGCUCUGCAGGACGAACUGAAUGAAGAAACAACACAAACAGAGGGAGAAUCACAGACACCACCUGAAAGCCCCAAAGGAGAGGAGGAGAAUGAAAUAAGCAUCUCCGUUAAAGAAGUAGAAGCAGUGAUAAAUGGACAAAUAGAGGAGGCCGCUGUGUCUGGACAUGCAGAGACACAAGGCGAGGAAUGUGUUUCCGAACAAAGAAAUUCAGAGGAAUCAGAAAUACACGUUCAGACAGACGAGGAGGCUGUGGAGUCUUCAUCACCUGCAGAUAAAGAGAUUUUACUCCAGGAUGAGUCCCUUGACCAAAAAGAUAAAUCUGAUCAGAAACAAAUAAGCACCUCUGACAUUGCUACACCUGAACAGUCGGUGCAAGAGGCUGUGGAGGAUGCAGGGAGCAUAGAAAAUGUUCAAGAAAGCAAAGCAGGAGAAGAUGAUGUCUUUGUCUUCCCUGAACCAAAACAAUCUGACAGCAACACAGAAAUCCACCAGGAAACCAAAGAUCCUCCUGAGCUUAGCGACAGCAGCCAGGAGCUAGGCUUUGUACGCCACAGCAGUCGCUCCUCCAGCGAUUUCCGCCUGCGGAAGUCCUCCGUCUCACGUAGCUCGACACGCAGACUCUCAGAGGAUCUCUUCAGCGGUGCAGAGAAAGCGAAGCAAUCCCACUUCAGCGCCAGUCAACCAGAAUCUCAGCCUGAGGAAUCGAAAUCAGAACAAACCGUUCCUCAAGUUGCUGAUGAUGCGGCGGCACAGCAGGCAGACAUCCCCAAGCGCUUCGGACUCUUCCGCAAACUGAAAGGAGAGCAGCCCGAGAAGGCCAAACAGAAGAAGAAGAAGGCCAAAAUGCAGGUACCCAAAAUCCUGAUUCAGGACUUCAGUGACGUGACGCCAGCAGCUGAGCCGGUCCAGGAAGACACGGAGGAGAAACUGAGCUCCAGGGAGAGGAGGCGGCGGCGGAGGGAGCAGGAUAGAAAGGAAAAGGAAGAGGAGAAGUUAAAAAAGAAGAAAGAGAAGGAAAAAGACAGGGAGCGGAGGAAACCCCAGACCAGGGGAAAAAGUUUUCAAGCCCAGAAGGAGAAAGUUUGUGAAGAUGUUGCUCAUCCUGCUAAGGCCGGCUCACAGGUCCAUAGACACUCUGUUUCUUAUGCUGAAUCUUACUUUUAAAACCAGCAUCUGAUUUUAGGUUUUAUUACCUUGCUUCUUUGAUCUCCACCACGCUUUUUACGUCAACCGUUUCAGAUGUAAAUAACUAAUAAAUAUUGUUUAUAUAAUAUGAAAAGCUAAUUUAUUUUCUUUUGUGCAACAGCUUCUCCAACAACCAGGCAGACGGAACGUUUUUAACAAACCAAAUCGCUUCAUGUUCAGCCUCACAUUUUUUAAGUCCAACAUGAGCACCAGAAUCCGCAGAGAAAAAAAGGACUGCUUGUAUAAGCAGGUCCAUGUCAUCGCUAAAUGGUCCAGUAAAAGCAGAAAGUAGGAUCCAAAGCAUCAGUUUCUGUCACUUCGAGUAAUCCUGGUGUGUUGGUGUUAACAGCGCUGUCAGGUUUGCAGAUUUCUCUGUUUCUUUGAUCGUCAUUCUGCUUCAGUUUCAUCUUCGCUGUCGCUGGCCAGCACUUCCUGAGUUGUAACCGGCUGCGUGCUCAUCAGAGGGGACGACGGAAGCACCGAUCCAAAGAACAAGGAACGGAACUACGGGAGAAAAGGAAAAAAGUUAGAAGGCAGAACUUUAUUUUUUAUGGUUACUGACUAUAGGGUAUGCUAAAGGGAUGUUUUAGGUCACAUGCGCAAAAAAGUCUCACAGUAACCAUGUUUUCAUAUGCCUUAAGGAUCAUACAGUAAGAAAAUGUCCCCUCCCCUGCUUGUUGCUGUGUGCCUUGGCUAGUUAGCUGUCAGAGCUACACCAGGAAGUUAAAUGCAGUUCUGUACAGUAAAUGAGGAUAAUUAAUUAUCUUCUGAUUGGAAAUGAUUCAGGAAUAUUCAAAAUUGAAGAAUAGAAAUUUUCUUUAUUUUAAUUUAAACCAUCAAUGUUAGCACCUUUAAGAGCGUUACAGCAAUUAAACCCUUCCUAAAACGACAGAGCACCUUUUUUUUGUUUCCACCUGUGGUUUUUUUAACCAUAGCAGCAAAAAAAUAAAAUAAACGGAACAAAACGUUGCCCAGGUAAAGCUUAGUUCUUCUGUCACAUUGUUAACAUGUCGAUUUAUUGUUCAUUUCUUUCCUCUUUUCUCGACUUAAGUCUUGUAGAUAGUCCUUCCACU
Messenger RNA from Cyprinodon tularosa, 5382 nucleotides. RefSeq names its product TBC1 domain family, member 10C (gene tbc1d10c). The coding region runs from base 389 to 4288 and encodes 1299 amino acids. NCBI's taxonomy places the organism in Eukaryota, Metazoa, Chordata, Actinopteri, Cyprinodontiformes, Cyprinodontidae. The transcript has 9 exons. The record is from RefSeq and is a predicted model, not a curated record.